CUCCCGAACGUGAGGUUUCUUCUGCUUGUCUUCCCGGCCUAUUCAUGACAGGGUCGGAUCAGAUUCCAGCUCCUGACCCUCAUGCUACGCCUAUUCAAAAUCUUCCGCUUGAUCCGACUCCGCAACCCCGGGUAACUCAACGCAAACGUCCUCGCGCAUCCGAUUUUGAUGACAUCAAUGAUUUUUCGAGAAAGGGUUUCAGUCAUGGGGCGGGGGAUGCGGCUCCCGAGGAUAGGCUUGUGAUAGACAUCAGUGACGAUGAGUUCUAUGAAGAAAACGAAGAUGAUGCAAUGGAUCUUGAAGAACCCCAAUCAUUUGGGAAUAUUUCAUCGUCCGACUUUCCUACGUCUCUGACCCCUCGGAAUAACGACCAGGAACACCUUCGCCAGAAGGAUAUGGAAAUACAAGCAAUGCACCGCAAGAUUGCGGAACUUGAGCAACGAAAGAAAGCUAAGCUAGAUGUUAAUCACUCUCAAUCCCCUCGUGCUACCAAUGCCUCAUCUUUACCCAUCACAAACGAUUCGAUGGACGCGGACCUCGAAUCCGACGAUGUCACUCCAGUGGAGCCAGCAAUUGCGAAUGAAUACGACGACGGCAUUGGCGUUGCGCUCGGAGCAGCGCUCAUGGAACAAGCAACUUCCAGGCCGAAUGGACCCAUCACUGUCCCGCCGACGAAACCCCUCGCCUCGAUGGACUCAACAGAGCUACAAACAAUGCGCUCCAAAAUCCUUCGCAAACAAACAAUUGAAUCGGGCCUUCCCGGAUUGGACGCUGAAAUAGCGAGUUCUGAGGCGAAGUUAUUUCUGCUAAAGCAAGAGGAAGAUAAUACACUUUCAACAAUUGCGAAGGGGAAGCAAGGACGUCGACAGCUUAUCCGCGAGUUAGAAGAGUUGGGCAUUGAAAUCAAUGGCUUGACGCUCGACGAGCUUGACGCAGCUCAACGCAAAUUGGAAAGCGAUGAAGCAUCAUUGCCUGCAGGAAAAGCACCCCCCUUGGCACCGACUGUAAACGAGGAUGAUUUUCCCAUGGCAGAUAUUCUUUUGCCUACGGAGAAGGACCGAGAAGAACCCCAGUCUAUUGAAGAAGCAAGUCCGGCCGAGCAAGAACCGCAGGCGGAACUAGACCAUGAUCCGACCCUUUCUGCCGAUCUCGAGCGGGAAGCAUCGCAUGCGUACUCCUCUGAUUCUACAGGGUCGUCGAUGGAUGAGUCUACAGAUACCUCUAGUGUCAGCUCCGACUCCGAUAGCCAGGAAGAAUCAGACGACGAAGACGUGCGUAGCCCUGGGCGUGAUUUUGUUGAAGAUGCGGAGAGGCGCGCCGGGGAUGAGGAAACACAAAAGGAGACUCGCACAGAGAGCCACCCACCUUUCUCGGGACAUGCGCCAGCUCCCGAUUAUGGCUCGUCGGGAGAAGAAUCUUAUGAGCCUGGUGAUGUUGACGGAGAUGACCGCAUGUCUUCUGCCGAAUCGGAGGGGUAUGAACCACCAGAACCAGAGCAGGAUUCAGGCUCAGUGGAAUCUGAAUAUACGCCGCCUCCUCUUAGCGGGGAAGAACCCGAAGUGUCUCCCGGACCUCUUCCUGAUCAGUCUCAGGCUGAGCCACUAACGGGAGAUGUCCAGGAAGUGAGUGCGGACUCAGGUCAUGUGCAGAAUGCGCCGGAAGUCCAGGUCCCUGACCAUAAGUUCACGCCGUACGAAAGCCCGCUCAGGCAUUUCAAAUCCUAUCGCUAUCACCCCAACUACUCUGAUCUUGUUUCAGAAGGUUAUCGUUCUCUAACUUACAGUCACGAUAUUGAUUCCAUGAAACACUUGUGCCCUUUCGAAUCGGCAGGCGGCGUGUGCAAUGACCGUUCUUGCGAAUAUCAACACUUUCGUGACAUGACUCUAAGCGAUGAUAAAAUCCUGGUCCAGAUGGGGUCUCUCCGAGAAGGCAAAACCUCAGAGGAGAAAGACCAGUACAUUGCUGGCCUGAAGCAAAUCAUCAAUGACAUGCGGCGUGACAAGGUGAAAGACUUUAACACCGUGGCGACAGAAAUUGCCGCAUACCGUAGACGCUUCCUUCACGAUCCAACGCGGGUCCUGCCCUUGUAACAGGCUUCGAUUUACGAUAUUCGGGUUCUUCGACGACUGAUUAGCUGAG
Messenger RNA from Aspergillus glaucus CBS 516.65, 2139 nucleotides. RefSeq lists its product as uncharacterized. The transcript has 4 exons. Bases 45 to 2090 code for a protein of 681 amino acids. Gene Ontology annotation, cellular component: nucleus; exosome (RNase complex). NCBI's taxonomy places the organism in Eukaryota, Fungi, Ascomycota, Eurotiomycetes, Eurotiales, Aspergillaceae. The record is from RefSeq and is a predicted model, not a curated record.